AUGGAAGGUCCUACUACUACUCCAAAGAUAAAGGAAGAAACUGAAGAAGAUGACGACGUGGUUUUCCUUCAAGAGAUUAAGCACAGUAACAAAAAUAACUUUAAUGCACAGGUGAAGACUAAAACUGAAAAAGAUCCAGGGCCACGAAACGCUGAUCCUUCUGAGAUUAACAAUGUCUUAGCGCCACCGGCUUAUCCAAUGCGUUAUCUACUAGUUGUCAACGGCAAAGCUGAGUACACUGAUUCUAUAUCUUCAGAUGAAUCUCAAAAUGAGCUUUCAGACAAUGAGGGAUCAUCAAGCGAAUCAUCCGACGAAGAGUCGGCAUCAUCAUCUGAUGACGAAGAGUCUUCAUCAUCGUCAUCUGACAACGAAGAGUCUAGCUCGUCGUCUGACGGUGAAGAGUUUAUUCCACUUUCUGACAGUGGCAGUGAAAGUUUUCAAAAAGGCAAAAAAAGAUCGAUUGUAAAGUACCAAAAACCAGUGCGAAAAGUAGUUCGAAAUCGUUUGGCGGAGAAAGAAGAAAAAACAAAACUAUUUCAAACUAUGAAAGGGAAUAUUCAAAGAAAGAAAAACAAAACGUUUGUUAUGUCGGAUUCCGAAGAAACUGACGAUGAAACGACUGAGACAGCUGAACCACCACAGUCCAUCAACAUGCUUUCUACAUCAAAGGUAGAACUGUACAAAGAUAUAUUUGGCACAGAUGGAGAAGCGAGCGACGAUGACCAGAAUCUUUCUUCAAAGUCUUCCAUUUCCAGUGAAGCAAAAGCCACAGAAACUGAUGAGAAAGAUAAACUUUAUGCAAAGCUUAACAUUCAAAAGAAAAAGUAUCGUAUACCAAAAGUUCGAAAAGACUCUAAUCUCAGUUGUCCUUCUGCUGAAGACUCAACUAAACAUCCGCCGACCAAUGUUUCAAAGAACAUCUCCAAACGUCCUUAUACUAAAGUUUCUCAAAGUGUUGAUCGAGCUGAAAGAAAGAUCGAUAAUCGACCUAAGCAAAUUCACCCUGUAAGCGCACCUCCUGGAAAGGACUGGCAGAAAGAGAUGUCCAAGUUGAGCUACAAAGCUGCUGGCUCUUCAAGUGCCACAAUGCAAAGAACCAUUAGGCCCCAACAGUCUGAUAAGGAAACUCGAAACAAGUUUAUUAAUUCGCUGACAAAUGUUCUGGAAAAGAGACUUCAACAAUCGAAUGAAACUGAAUGGGCCAUCUCUAUGGACUCACUAAACGAAACAUGCACCGCAAUUGAAUCCGAAACUUGGAAGUUCUCAAAGCGUUACAACGAGCAGUUUCGGGCUCUGAAGAGUAAUCUUUCUGACAGUACUAAUAAUGACUUUUGGCGAGACAUUCUAAUGGGAAAGAUUUCUCCGCGAGAAGCCGCAACCAUGAGCUCAGUUGAUAUGGCUUCUCAGGCGAAAAAGAAACAGCGCGAAGAGGCGAUUAAGCUUACCACGGAAGGCUACGUGCGCAAUGCAAUGGAAAACCGCGAAAGAGAAACUAAGCUGCGUCUAGAGAAGAAGGUUCACCGAGGGGAAAUUGUGGAGAAGACUCCCGAAGCUAAUGACUCGCAAUUUCGACUAUUGGAAGACUUUAAAAAGGACUCUCUUACUGCACUGCCUCCAAGCGAUAUUCCACCAUCACCACCUGUUCAAUCAUCCCCUUCGCCUACUGCAUCAACUGAAACUUCGCCUUCUGAAAGAAGAAUUCCGGUGGAACCUCCAAAGAAAAAGUUUAGAAACGAUUCUAAAGAACCACUUUUACCUAUUCAACCGCAACGAGGACAACUACCUUCACAUUCACCUUCUGAACCUUCUCAUGCAUUUUCUCCACUAUCACCACCACUUUCACGACAUCCAGUGCCACCACCUCCAGCCAAACGCAAGUCAAUUACCCAACUUGAGUACAAUCUCCGACUGGUCAUCAGUUCACUACAACGUCUGCAAAUCUAA
This is a messenger RNA of Rhagoletis zephyria (snowberry fruit fly), 1944 nucleotides long. The record is from RefSeq and is a predicted model, not a curated record. Lineage: Eukaryota; Metazoa; Arthropoda; Insecta; Diptera; Tephritidae.